Molecule: messenger RNA, 4945 nt
Organism: Peromyscus eremicus (cactus mouse)
Lineage: Eukaryota; Metazoa; Chordata; Mammalia; Rodentia; Cricetidae
Product: phospholipid-transporting ATPase ABCA3-like
Exons: 30
Coding region: 276-4901 (1541 amino acids)
Biological process (GO): lipid transport; transmembrane transport
Cellular component (GO): intracellular membrane-bounded organelle; membrane
Molecular function (GO): lipid carrier activity; ATP binding; ABC-type transporter activity
Source: RefSeq, a predicted model, not a curated record
CGCGCCCCCGUCGGUCCCGACCAGGUCCGCGCCGCCAGGCGGUUGGCUAGAGCGUUGAGAGGAGGCGCGGUGCCCGGGCGACGCGCGUCCCCUCGUGGCCGUGGAGGCGGCUGUUGUGGGGUCUGAGAGGUAUUGACUGUCGUUCACUAAGGAGACUGAGGGGCGAGAUGUCCCGGUGACUUCCCUAGCAAGUGGCGACAGGAGCAACUGUGCGUGACUUUAAUUGUGUUACAUCUUUGUUUCAUAAGCAUUGAGCUCUCACUCUUUCUCAUAAAAUGGUUUCAUUGCGCAUGAAGCAAUUUUCAAUCCUCCUGUGGAAAAAUUUACUUUUGAAGGCGGACGUGGUUGGCUUAGUGGUGGAGAUCCUCUUGAUAUUUCUAUUGUUUUCAUGGACUCUGACUAUGCGCAAAAUUACAAAGAAGACAUUUGUUCAAGCUGUGAUUUUUAAUCCUAUUCCCCUGACAUUACCCGAGUUUGUUAAUAAAAAGUUUGAAUAUGAAUUGGCUUUUGUGCCUUCUGGGAGUGAUGCAGCAAGAAAUAUUACUGAGAUGGUGAAAAAGGAUUUAAAUUUCAACUUUAAAGUUCGAGGCUUUUCUUCAGAAGAAUCUUUUGAGAAAUACAUUAAGUAUGAAAACAAGUCUUCGUAUGUGCUGGCUGCUAUUGUGUUUGAGCACAUGUUCAAAACCAACAAUGAACGGUUGCCACUUCAGGAAUACCAGCUCAUGGUGGGACUCAGUAAUGCUAUGCUCUGGGUUUCAUAUUUCGUCACCUUCUUAUUGAUGUAUUUCGUUAUCAUCUGUUUGCUGUGUGGGAUUUUAUUUCUCAAGAUUACACAUGAGAGAGUCUUUGAACACAGUGACCCGCUAUUCAUCGCCUUCUAUUUCCUGUGUUUUGCCACUUCCUCAGUGUUACUUGGCUUCAUGAUUAGCACAUUCUUUGAUAAAGCUUCUCUGGCCACUUCUAUUGCGUGCUUCCUCCACUUUCUCACAUUCUUUCCUUACUUAAUCAUAUUUCCAAUAUAUGAACAAACAAGUCUCGGCGGGAAGCUGGCUCUCAGUCUCAUCACAAACACAGCGCUAGCUUUUGGGACUGACAUAAUAUGCAAGAUGGAAAUGAAAGGUGAUGGCGCUCAGUGGUACAACUUUGCUACGAAAAUAAAAGCCAAUGAUGACUUAACUUUGGCUCAUAUAAUAGGAAUGUUUUUACUUAGUGCUUUUCUGUAUGGCCUUGUGGCCUGGUACGUAGAUGCCGUCUUUCCAGGGAAGUAUGGUGUGCCCAAGCCGUGGAACUUUUUCCUGCAGAAAACCUACUGGUUUGGAGAGCAAGCCUCAGACAACGAAGAGAGCCAAAUCACUGACUUACCCACAAAUGAUUUUGUUGAGCCUGAACCCAUUGGCUUAGAGGCUGGAAUCCGGAUUCAACAUUUGUACAAGGAAUUCACCUUAAAAAAUAGUACCCUGAUGGCAGUAAAAGACUUGUCUUUGAACUUGUAUGAGGGACAGAUAACAGUUCUUCUAGGACAUAAUGGGGCAGGAAAGACCACCACCUUGUCCAUUCUCACAGGUUUGUAUCUUCCUACCAGAGGAAAAGUCUAUAUUAGUGGAUAUGACAUCUCAUCUGACAUGGUUCAAGUUAGGAAAAGCUUGGGCUUGUGUCCCCAGGAUGACCUGUUGUUCCCGAUGCUGACAGUGUCAGAACACCUUCAUUUCUACUAUGUGAUAAAAGGAAUAUCUCCAAGUAAACGAUACAGAGAAAUUCACAGGAUGCUCACUUCUUUUGGCCUGCUACAGAAAAGGGAUGCAAUGUCAAAGGAUCUGAGCGGAGGGAUGAAACGCAAACUCUCAAUCAUUAUAGCUCUUAUAGGGGACGCUAAGGUGGUAAUACUUGAUGAGCCAACAUCUGGCAUGGAUCCAGUCUCCAGGAGGACCACCUGGGACCUCCUUCAGCAAUAUAAAGAGAACCGAACCAUCCUGCUGACCACACAUCACAUGGAUGAAGCUGAUGUGCUAGGGGACCGCAUUGCCAUCCUGGUCAUGGGGUCCCUGAAGUGCUGUGGCUCUUCGCUUUUCCUGAAGAAAUUAUAUGGUGUGGGAUAUCACCUAGUCAUGGUGAAGACUCCUGAAUGUGAUGUUGGAAAAAUCUCCAAGCUGAUUAGGGAUUACAUACCAACUGCUGAGAUGAAGACAGAUGUCGCAGCUGAAUUGUCGUUUGUCUUGCCAAAGGAGUACACACACAGGUUUGCAGAACUUUUCAGAGUCCUAGAAGAAAGAGAAGAAGAGCUGGGCAUCACUGGCUUUGGUGUCUCCAUGACUACCAUGGAUGAGGUUUUCUUCAAGGUCAGUAAUCUUGCAGACAUGAAGUUGAAUACUAAGAUUGUCCAACCAGCUUCCACAGUGGACCAAAGCAUAAGUGAAGCCAACCAGAAUAUGAAUGUGCCCAGACAUUUUGAUAGAUCCGAUUAUCCAAGAGGACACUCUAAUUCUUCCUUCAGUACUGGGUGGGUUCUUUACACCCAGCAGUUCCGAGCCAUGUUCAUCAAAAGGGCAAUGUUCUCUUGGCGCAACUGGAAACUGCUGUUGCUGCAGUUGCUGGCACUUCUGGGUCUCAUGUAUCUUCUGAUGAAAGGCAUAAGCUUCUCAACACCUAAAAACCCUGCCAGGGUAAUGGACUUGGAGCAGUAUGGUGAGACCAUUGUGCCUUUCUCGGUUUCUGGAGAUCCUGUUUUGACCCAGAAGCUCACCAAAAAUCUUGAGAUCAUGUUAAAGGCUAAAAACCAAAAACUUCAUGAAGUGCAAGGUGACGUGCAGACCUACUUGCUGAAAAAUAAAGACUGCAUUUACUCAUGUAUCAUUGCAUUUUCCCUUGAUGUGACUAGAGACCAGAAGAAAUUCACCUUCUGGUUCAACAAUGAGGCAUUCCAUUCACCAUCCUUGUCCUUGUCAGUUUUAGACAAUAUUAUUUUUAUGUCUCUCUCCGGCCCCAAUGCCACCAUUACUGUCUCCAACAAGCCCCAGCCUCAACGUGAGAAAAAGUCUGAGAAAAGAGGCAGCUCAGGAAUCCAGAUAGUCUUUAACUUGCUCUUUGGGAUGAGUAUUUUCACCAGUGGCUUUUGCCUUAUGACUGUGACUGAGAGAGUUAGUAAAGCAAAGCAUAUUCAGUAUGUGAGUGGGGUCUACACCUUUAAUUUUUGGCUUUCUGCUCUGCUGUGGGACCUCAUCAUCCACUUUGUUGCCUGUGUCCUACUGCUGCUGGUGUUCCUAAUCACUGAUGUAGAUAUAUUGUUGGAGAAGUAUCACUUCCUGGACACGAUGUUCAUCCUCAUGAUGUUUGGAUGGUCUGUCAUCCCUUUCAUCUACCUGCUAAGCUUCUGGUACAACAAUAGCACCAGUGCCUAUAUCAAGAUCUUCAUCCUCAACCACUGUUUAGGGUUUAUGAGUAUAAUUAUAUACGAUGUGGUAGAGAUAAUACCAGAUAUUACGACCCGUACUAAGACACUCAUAGUUGACUCGCUGCUGCUGUUACCCAUUUAUAACCUUGGGAUGAGCAUCUUCAAAUACCAUCACAUCCAAAAUAUGAAGAAAUGGUGUUCUUCACAAAAUGUUACUGACACUGAUUUGUGCUUAAACAAAAUAAUGAAAAUUUCCAUCUACAGUAUGGACAAAAAUGCAAUUGGAAGGCACAUAACUGCCUUGGCUGCCACAGGAGUGCUAUACCUCCUCCUCAUUUUCCUUCUGGAGUUUAGCGUAUGGAAUUUAAAAACAUUCAUAUAUCGCUAUGUUUUUUUUGGAAUCUAUAAGAUAUUUAGUAAGGCUAGAGUGUCCAAGGAGUUAUCCGGGGAAUCUGAAGAUGAAGAUGUACAAAAUGAAAGGAAGACUAUCCUGAAGUAUCCUCAGAAGGCACUGAAAUCUACUGUGCUCAUAAAAGAGCUCAUAAAGAUAUAUUUUAAAAUACCACCCACUCUGGCUGUGAGAAAUAUCUCUGUCACCAUUCACAAGGAGGAGUGUUUUGGAUUGCUUGGACUAAAUGGAGCUGGAAAAACUACUACCUUUGAAAUUCUGACUGGAGAAGAGAUUGCUACGUCUGGGGAUGUGUUCAUUGAAGGCUACAGCAUCACCAAAAAUAUCCGAAAGGUUAGGUCAAAAAUUGGCUAUUGUCCACAAUUUGAUGCCUUGCUGGAUUUCAUGACCUCUCGGGAGAUAUUGACCAUGUAUGCCAGGGUGUGGGGGGUUCCAGAGAAGAAUGUUAGACCCUAUGUGGACAACUUGUUGGAAAUGCUGUACCUGCAACCACAAGCUGAGAAGUUUAUUUACACUUUGAGUGGAGGAAACAAACGUAGGCUGAGCGCCGCUAUUGCCGUAACGGGAAGGUCAUCAGUCGUCUUCCUGGAUGAGCCGUCCACUGGCAUGGACCCGUUAGCCCGGCGCAUGCUCUGGAACACAGUGAUAAGGACCCGAGAGAGUGGCAAGGUCAUCAUCAUAACCUCUCACAGUAUGGAGGAGUGUGAAGCUCUCUGUACCAGGCUGGCCAUCAUGGUGCAGGGAAAGUUCAUGUGCCUGGGUAGCCCUCAGCAUCUCAAGAACAAAUUUGGCAAUGUUUACACCAUGACUAUCAAGUUCAAAACUGGCACUGGUGACAAAGUGAUAACGGAUUUUAAUAAAUUUGUUACCAACGUUUUCCCAGGUAGUAACUUGAAGCAAGAGAAUCAAGGGAUCCUUAAUUACCACAUUCCCAGCAAGGACAACAGCUGGGGAAAGGUGUUUGGCAUUCUGGAGAAAGCUAAAGAGCAAUACAAUUUAGAAGACUAUUCCAUCAGUCAGAUCACCCUGGAACAAGUUUUCCUGACCUUUGCCAACCCAGAUAACAUAGAAAGUGAUUCUGCAAAAGCAAAAUCGGUGCCUUGAGAUUCAGUUCCAGCCAGUAAUUAUGAUGUCUUUAUUCACCUGUA